This is a messenger RNA of Anguilla rostrata (American eel), 4452 nucleotides long. It is a transcript of the gene mamdc2a, whose product is annotated as MAM domain containing 2a. Gene Ontology annotation, cellular component: membrane. The record is from RefSeq and is a predicted model, not a curated record. Bases 260 to 2293 code for a protein of 677 amino acids. NCBI's taxonomy places the organism in Eukaryota, Metazoa, Chordata, Actinopteri, Anguilliformes, Anguillidae. The transcript has 14 exons.
UACCGCCUCCCCGGUCUCCUCCGCUCUCUCGCCGCGUGCAGAACGAGGCUAGCGCCUGAAAUUAAACAAUGUAACUUCAACGUGACAACUUGGGAGUGGAAUCUCAUCCCUCUGCGGGCAGAUAACUGACUCCGCUCGACAAACACGUAUUUUUGGCGUCUGUCUUGUCUUCGCAUUCACUUUUAAUUAGGAGACGCGCAAAGCUCCGGACGACCCAUCCUCCUUUCACACACCGGCUGGUGCCCAGCGCGGCUUUACAAUGGUACUCUGGUUUGUCAUCGGUGUGCAGGUCUUGUUGACUGUCAGAGGGCAGCCUCUACUGCAAGGAUCCUGCAGUUUCGAACAGAGUACAUGUGGAUAUUCAUCCGAUCCUGCCUACGAAAAAUGGACCAUAAACGAAGAAGGUCGCUUUAUCGCAGUGGACUCGGGACGGGCGGUUCUGGUGAGCCCGGACCUGGAGCUGCUGGACUGGAGCUGCCUGCGGCUGGUGUACCAGAUCACCGGGUCGGGAUCCGUGAGCCUGCACCUGCGGCCCGAGGACGAGAACUUCGACUACGCCCUGUGGAGCUCCAGCACGCCCUCCGACAGCUGGGUCAUCGCCAGCGUGGACCUGCGCAACACGUCCACCUCUUAUAAGGUCUUAAUGGAAGGCAGACCAGGAAAAGGAGAAGGCAAGAGCGUGGCCAUAUUUGAAAUCCACAUCGUGCCCGGAUACUGCAUAGAUUGUAACUUUGAGGAGCACCACCUCUGUGGAUACAGCAAUCAGUGGAACCCCAACGUGAACUGGUACGUGGGGGGAAGCAUCGCCAGAGACCCCCAGUCCAACCUGCCCGAUGACCACACCAUGAACAAUGAGAGAGGCCACUACAUGUACGUGAACUCGGUUUACGCCAAGAAGUUCCAGGAAGUGGCCAAGCUGUCGUCGCCCAUGACGACCACGCCGAUGGCGGGGUGCUUGACCUUCUACUAUCAGCGGGACCAGGAGCGAGGGAACAUCUUCUCCGUUUACACCAAGGACCAGCUGGGCCACUACGAGGAGAUCUGGAGGCCCGAGGUGUACGCCACCUCCCACUGGAAACUGGUCCAGGUGGACAUUAAAGCCCCCCACCCCCUGGAGGUGGUGUUCGAGGUGGCUUUCAACAGCCCCAGAGGAGGGUACGUGGCCUUGGAUGACAUCUCCUUCUCGCCGGAGUUCUGUAACACGGAGACAGAGCCGCCCUUUGACCCGUCCAUCGCCAGCUGCGACUUUGAGGAGGGGUUUUGCCGGUACUACCAGGAGCUGGCGGAGGGCUCAGUGUGGAGCAGGGUUUCGGUGAAACCCAACGUCUACAGGAUAGGGGACCACACCACGGGCACAGGGUUCUUCCUCCUGGCGAACACGCGGUUCACGUCGCGGCCCGGGUACGUGGGGCGCCUCCACGGGCCCGUCCUGCCGGAGAACCUCCGGUACUGUCUGCGCUUCCACUACGCCCUCCACGGCUUCCGGAAGGUGGACAACGCCCUGGCCGUCUACGUCUACGACGACCACAACGUGGCGCAGGAGAAGGUGUGGUCGCUGUCCGACGCGUCCCGGGACGUCUGGAUCGAGGUGGACAUCACGUUCCAGAAACCCAUGCCCACAAAGGUGGUGUUUGUCAGCAUAUGCAAGAACUUCUGGGACUGUGGACUGGUGGCCCUCGAUGACAUCAUCGUCAGUCUCGGGGACUGCCGUGUAACUGCAGGGAUGGCGCGCUCCCUCCCUGGGCAGUGCGACUUCGAGUUCGGCAACUGCGGCUACACCCAGGACAAGAAGGGCGACAUGGGCGACUGGGUGCGCAUGAGGGGCCACACCCCCACCUCCUACACCGGCCCGAAGGGGGACCACACCACAGGGGUAGGGUACUUCAUGUACACCGAGGCGUCCCACAUGUUGCCGGGCCACAGCGCGCGGUUGCUAAGCGCUGAGCUGCGGGGGUCGGCGGUGCCCCAGUGCCUCCUGUUCUACUACCACAUGUACGGCUCCGGGACGGGCCAGCUGAGCCUGUACCUGCGGCGGGAGGGGGGCCGCCAGCACGCCCGCGAGGCCCUGCUCUGGAGGCGGCGCGGGGAGCAGAGCGUCUCCUGGAUGCUGGGCGCGGUGGACUACACCUGCGAGGACCGCCACCAGAUUGUAUUCGAAGCUAUCCGGGGGCCGUCGAUAAGAAGCGAUAUCGCAAUCGAUGACAUCGUGUUUAAAAAGGGACCAUGUACAGAUCCUGGGGACAGCAUUCCAUACUCCGGCUUUUCAGAAAACUUCAACGAAAUCGACUAUUGAGUGCGGCACUUGAGUGAGCGUGCGUUGGUCUGUGUGUGUGUGUACGUGUGUGGUGUACGUUUGGGGGAAGGGGUGGGUCGGGGGCUGGAGAGGGGGGGGCGUUACAGAAGAGCAAGACAAAUUGUACAUAGACUAGCUAAAGUAAAAGCCAACAGCAAUUAUAACCACAGGGGAGGAGAAGACAGCAGACAUGAAGACUCACCAUUGUCCUCUUUAUGAAGUUGCCUCACGGAAGACUAUCCAGACCAGAAGUUCAAACGGUUCAAGGAUUUCAAGGAAAAUGCACAGGAGAAAAAAAACCUGGUUUGGUGUUUUCGGAACAUUCUCAGUGUGGACAGAGCCGUCGACAUACAUGACACGCGACAUCCUCCUCUCCUUCAUAUUGGCAGCCAUCUUUAAUCUGCUGACGAUGAGCAGCCAGCAGAGCAGAAGCAAAAGGCACCUGCACGCAUGAAACGAGGAAAGCAUUCAGCAUAUAUUCAAGCUGGAAAACUUUCUACUUUUGGUGAGGCUUUGAGCAGUGAAUGUACCAAUGAUGUAUUUUUACACACUGUGAUUGUGAGCCCCCCAUCUAGUGGUCAGUGUUUGACAUUGCAGACACCGAAUCUGGAGGAUAAAAAUGGCAGACAACUUUGAGAGGGUAGUAAGUAACACACUGAUCCCCUUUGUUAUUUUGAUUUUUAAUUUUUUUUUAACAAUGCAUCAAUGUUUUCUUAUGCAACACCUCGCAUUGCAUCUUCAAAGACUGAAUACAGACCCCUCACUGUGGCUUGGGAUUGGCGUCCGCUUUAGGGGCAAAUUCCUAGCCAAUCGGUGAGCAGAGCGAUUUCAAAGACGACUGGGGAGCACAUAUCACUGUGGGGCUGAUGGGAAAAAAAAAACCUCACAAGGACAACUUUGGACAUUGGGACCAAGCUAUAUUGUUGACCAGCUGACCAGCUGCCGAUUACUUCCCUGAUAUAUGAUGUCACUGCUUCGGUUUCUAUGACGACGCAUGUAGGCACCCAACGCUCCCCGUAUUUAACUUUUAAUUUACUUUGCCUCGGAAAGUACCCUCAGCUGGGUUACGGUCAAAAAAGUAACAAACUGUGCCAAUUUCUUUCAUGCAAGUGUUUAUUCCACAUAACUGCUUGAGCAGUAGCCCAAGCCAAAGGGCUUCAGACUAUGAGUAAUACUUUUUUUGGGGGGUUGGCAAAAACAAAUAUUAAAUUAAGACAUGCUAUCUGGACUUUGUUUGUUCAGCUGCAGCUAUUAGCCUGAGUAGUGUGUUUGAAAGUUUGAGGUUGACAUUUGUUUAAGGGAAACACCUUUUAAUUUUGAUUUCAGUAUAUUUGAUUCUUGUUCCCGUGGAAACCCCCAAGCCAAAUUCUCAUCAGUUUUAUUUUAAAUCACCUGAUAUUAAUUUUUUCAAAUCUGAAAAUGUCUCCUGCUUCUAUUUAGAACACAAUAUUAAAACAAUACUAAUAAUGAAAUUAAAGUUUAAAAAAUUAGUUUGAAAUCAGAGAUACUGGUUUGAUUUUAUACUUCAGCAGUCUUAAGAUAUACUUCACCAGCACUUACGAUUGAAUUUCUAUUUUUGUACCUGAAGCUGGUCUUUCUUAAGUUAUAAAUGACAAUAGUAUACGCCUAGUACAAAAAACCUGGAUUCAGGAUUUUCAGAAUAUUAGCAAUCAGCAUAGAAAUUCCACGCAGACAAUCAACAAGGACAGCAGGUUUUCCCAUUUGUCCACAUAUUGUUCAUGUAGAAUAUAUCAGGGAUAGCUAUUUGUGGGGAAAAGCAUGCAUAAUCGAACCCAUACCUCUGUAAAGACUAGUGGAAUAACACCAGUCUGUUGGACAGGAUUAUGGUGUCCAUAAUGCAAGUGAAUAAUGCUGCUGUCUGCAGGUAAAUGUACGAUUUUUUGAAUGCAGGAACAUUUCAUGUCUUCAUAUGCAGUGGGUCCUAUUUCCGGAAGACUAUUGAGGUAAUAAACCAGUGUAUAUUUUUAUUCUUUUGUUUUAUCCCUCUGUUUCAGCUGUGUCAAAACCAUACAUCAGUGAACCUGUGCUCUUUCCCCUUUCUGUUAAGAAUUUUCACCCAAAUCUUGGUUUCAUCAGCUACAUUCUGCAAUGUGUAGAAGGUUUUUUUUAUCUUCCAAUAAAUAAUUCUUGAGUCUUUU